Messenger RNA from Toxorhynchites rutilus septentrionalis, 1917 nucleotides. RefSeq lists its product as uncharacterized. Gene Ontology annotation, molecular function: catalytic activity. NCBI's taxonomy places the organism in Eukaryota, Metazoa, Arthropoda, Insecta, Diptera, Culicidae. The transcript is spliced from 3 exons. The coding region runs from base 1 to 1917 and encodes 638 amino acids. The record is from RefSeq and is a predicted model, not a curated record.
AUGUUCACUAACGAUCAUUUUCGGAAUAUCCCGUCGCGUCGCACUGAAGAUAAUUUGCCAGAUGCGGCUUCUAUCAAGUCUCUCAAAGACGAUAUUGCCGAGUUGAAAGAUACUGUCCGUAAUCUUGCAUCCAAGGUUGAUGUCAAGCCGAUCACCCCAUUGACGGGCACACCGUGGUCUGGUCUCGAUCGUAUAUGCUCAAAUCCUAUUCGAAACACUCCGAAACGUGUACGCGAAGAUUGCCAAGACGAGGAACAACCGCUUGUUAGACGUGGUACUAAAGCAGCAUCCGGAACAGUAAAAACAGUUUCACCCCCGGAGGAGUUGUUCUGGCUAUACUUGUCUGCUUUUGAUCCCAGCACAUCCGAUAUCGAUAUUUCUACCUUGAAUAUCGGCGGCAUCAACAGAAAUGUCGAUGAUAUUCGGCUAGCUGUAUCGGAUCAAUGCUACGAUAUCGUUGUUCUCACAGAGACUUGGCUAGACUCACGUACGCUCUCGCAUCAGAUGUUCGGUAAAGAUUAUGAAGUUUUUCGAUGUGAUAGGAAUGCUGAUAAUAGCCGUAAGGCUAGAGGCGGAGGCGUUCUGGUGGCCGUGAACUCCAGACUCGAAGCGAGAGCUGUAGAUAAUCAAAAAUGGAUUUGCUUGGAGCAGGUGUGGACGGCGAUCACACUUGGCGACCGUACUUUAUUUCUAUGUGCGUUGUACAUUCCUCCCGACCGAAUACGAGAACGCGAGCUCUUUGAGACACAUUGUCAGUCGGUUUUCUCUGUCUUGGAAACCGCUAAAGCAACAGAUGAAGUCAUCUUAAUGGGCGACUUUAAUCUUCCAAGAAUUUCGUGGAAGAAAUCCUGCAACGGCUUCCUUUAUCCGGAUUUGGCCCAUUCGACCAUCCCUCCCAAUGCUUCUUUCUUGCUUGACAAUUACAGCUUCGCCACUCUCUCGCAAAUCAAUUACGUUACCAAUCAGAAUGACCGUAGUCUGGAUCUCUGCUUUGUGAGUGCGCAGGACACAGCCCCAUUCCUAUGCAGAGCUCCUGCUCCUCUUGUUAAGCACACUCCUCAUCAUCCACCUCUGCUGGUUACCGUUGGUACUAAGUUGUCACAGGAUUUCGAUAUCUCACCUGUAGCAAUUUCUUAUGACUUUCGUAAUGCCGACCAUUGUGGUAUCAGCCAGUUACUCUCUAGCUUCAACUGGGACGAUAUACUAGACACCGUUAACGUCGAAUCUGCAGCUUUAACAUUCUCCAACGUUCUGGCAUAUGUUAUCGAUAGAUAUGUGCCGAAAAAGAAAUGCCACCAUGCAUCCCGCAAACCAUGGCAGACCUGUGUGCUUCGACGACUGAAAUCAAUGAAGAGGGUCGCCUUGAGAAAUUUCACCACACACCGCACACAAAUUCUUCAAUAUCAAUAUGCGCGAAUCAACCACGAAUAUAAACGUGUUGCGAAGCAAUCUUUCCUACAUUAUCAGCGUCGUGUACAGAGAAAACUCAAAUCACAUCCCAAACAGUUUUGGAAAUUUGCCAACGAGCAGCGCCAUUCAGCCGGUUUGCCAUCGUCUAUGGCAUUCAAUGGAAUCGUGGCCUCUACGCAACGGGAUAUCUGCAACCUUUUCUCAGAUAAAUUUGCCAGCGUUUUCACCGAUGAGAGUUUGAGCGACGAACAUAUCAGGCAUGCUGCUGGCUACGUCCCUCUCUCCAACCAAACCCUGAGUAGAGUUGACAUCAGUUUGGAGAUGAUUUCUAGGUCGUUCUCGAAACUCAAAGAAGUCGAAAGGAUGAAUUCUCGCCCCCAUCCCCUUCACAGUCUCCUCGGCCCAGCUGCGCCUCCCGGGGGUCUUCGCACAUUCAUUUCCCACUAUCUGAUGGCCGUCGUUUGUCUCAUCUCAUCCGAUGAAGUGUGGACGAGACUCCGAGAAUGA